Molecule: messenger RNA, 5806 nt
Organism: Polistes canadensis
Lineage: Eukaryota; Metazoa; Arthropoda; Insecta; Hymenoptera; Vespidae
Gene: yl
Product: vitellogenin receptor
Exons: 33
Coding region: 300-5603 (1767 amino acids)
Molecular function (GO): calcium ion binding; protein binding
Source: RefSeq, a predicted model, not a curated record
UUUCAAUUUCCAUAAUGAAUCAUUAUUCUUUUUAAAUGUAUAUCGUGUUACUAUGGGAAGUCCGGAACACAUCCAAACAUUGUUGAUACAUCAUCAAUGUCGACCUUUAAUAACCUUUGAUAACGGUUAUUCGACACAAAGACAGGAUGGAUAUAAUUUAAAUUGAUGAGACCAUCACAGUACCGGCCGGACGUGCUUACAGAUUGUACGCUUCUAUCGUUUUGAAUUCUACUCAUUGAUUCCAAUUAUAUAUCUUCUUUUUAUAUAUACAUAUAUAUAUUCUGAUUUAUAUUAAUAUAAUGUUACAUCUUUUUCUUUUAAUACUAUGUUGCAUUUCCAUUUUACAAGUAAUUUCAAAAGAAUUUCAAUGCGUGAAGCCACAAUGGUUCAAAUGCGAUAGCGGAGAAUGUAUAUCGUAUUCAUACGAAUGUGACGGUUCAUACGAUUGCAGUGAUCAUUCCGACGAAAAGAAUUGUACAAAUUUCAAAUUUCAACUAGCGCCGGUAAAUUGUACCGAGAACGAGUACACCUGUAAAGACAACACCUGUAUACCAAUCGAGAAAUUUUGCGACAUGUGGCUCGAUUGCAGCGACGACAGCGACGAAUACAUUGAUUGCUAUAAAGAAAAACAAUGUAAGCAUUUUCUAUGCAAAGACGGCUAUUGUAUAAGAAACGAAUGGGUUUGCGACGGGAUGAAAGAUUGUCCGGACGGUAGCGAUGAGAUUAAUUGUGGCGAUGUUAAUAUACUACCGGCCAACUGCACCAACGAGAUAGAUCAUUUUCUUUGUAAAAAUCAACGAUGCAUUUCAUUGAGUUUAACGUGCAAUGAAAAAGAUGAUUGCGGUGAUAAUUCAGAUGAAGAUACCAAUUCGUGCCCAUCAUAUAUAGACUUUUGUUUGAAAACUCAUGAAUGUGAACAAAAUUGUAGAGCAACGCCACUUGGUCCUUUUUGUUCUUGUUGGACAGGUUACAAAUUAAUAAAUGAUACUAUCUGUGAAGAUAUAAACGAAUGUGAAAUAUUUGGAAGUUGUUCUCAAUAUUGUAUGAAUAAUGCCGGUUCUUACACUUGUUCCUGCGAUCCGGGUUACGAUUUGCAAGGAGAUAAAAAAAGUUGCAAAGCCAAAGAUUUCGAAGCAUUAAUGGUCUUGGCCUCGAAAACGGAAAUUCGUGGAUAUUAUUUAGACUCAAAAAUAUAUUAUCCGAUACAUACAAAUUUGAAACAUGCUAUUGGAGUAGCUGUUGACGCUGAGUAUAUUUAUUGGACUGACAUUUAUCAUGGUGAAGAAGCUAUAUUUAGAAGCGAUCAGCUUGGAUUUAAUAAAACGGUAAUCGUUACCGCAGGCGUGAAAACACCAGAAGAUAUAGCAACCGAUUGGAUAACUGGAAAUAUAUACUUCACUGACAGCUCAUAUCAACACAUUGGAGUAUGCAAUGAAGAUGGAACAUAUUGUACAGUACUAAUACACAAACAUAUUGAUAAACCAAGAUCCAUAAUUGUUUCACCUAAAUUAGGUUUGAUGUAUUGGUCCAAUUGGGGUUUGAAUCCACACAUAGCAAUGGCAUCGAUGGAUGGACACAAUCAUGUUAAAUUUGUCAAAGAUGAUAUUGAUUGGCCAAGUGGUUUAGCAAUCGAUGAUCCAAAUGGUAGAUUAUAUUGGGUCGAUGCAAAACUACAUAAAAUUGAAUCGAUACGUUUGGAUGGUAGAGAUAGGAGAACAAUAUUGGCUGACAUGAUUGAAAAUCCAUUUUCUAUAGCGAUACAUGACAAUAUGUUAUAUUGGAGUGACAGAUCUUUAAAGAGCAUAAUGUCUUGUAAUAAAUUCACCGGAAAAAAUCGGGAAACUCUAAUUCGUUCGGAUAGUAUUACCUAUGGGAUUCACAUUUAUCAUUCCGUUCUCAAACCAAAAAUUUUAAAUCCAUGUAAAGAUAAUCCUUGCUCGCAAAUUUGUUUAUUAAAUUCAAACAGUAAUUAUACUUGUGCUUGUUCAUUGGAUUCACAACUUGCUGCUGAUAAUCAUGCUUGUAGAGUAAUUAACAAGAAAGAACAUCUCGUCUUAGCAAGCGAAGAUACGUUUAUAGAUUACUAUCAUGAACUACUGGGUAAACCAAAAAUGAGCAUAACCAAAACGAUAAAAUAUGUAACUGCUUUGGCAUAUGAUCGUAUAAAAGGUGAUAUUCUUAUCUAUGAUCAAUUAACGGAAACCAUUUAUCGUUACAACAUGAGUAAUGAUGUAUUUGAAAGUAUAAUUACUGUAAGAAACGAAAUAUUUGGUGGCAUGGAUUUUGACUUUGUUGGUAACAAUUUAUACUGGUCUGAUAUGGAACAGAAAACUAUCGAAGUUCAUAGUUUUGGAACAAAAGGGAAAACUGUCUUUUAUUAUCAAAAUGAACCACAAGAUAUCUCCUUGGAUUCUGAAGAAGGAACUAUAUAUGUAGUGUUUCAUUUUAAUAAUACAUACCGUAUACUUCAAUUACAAAUGAAUGGAUUGGGUCCGCACAUAACUUUGGUGGAUCAAGAAUUAAUUGGUAACAAAAUUUCUUUGUGUUACGAUAAUACAACUAACAGAUUGUUUUGGGCUGAUCAGGGUACUGGUAAUAUUGAGAGUAUUUCCAAACGAGGAAAACAUAGGAUUAUUUACCGAACUGGUUUAUCGGAACCAAUGAGCCUUGCGAUACUUGGGAAGAAUAUUUUUUGGACCGAACGAUUAUCUAACCAUUUAUUUUGGAGUCACAAAACGAAAGGUUUACAAUUUUUGAAGAAGAUACCUUUGGAAUUACCCACUAGACAUCAAACGAUACAUAUAAUAGCUAAACAUGCAGCUUAUUAUAGCAAUAACAAACAAGGUUGUCAUAACGAAAAUGGAGGUUGUUCUCACGUUUGUCUACCAACAAAUUCUAAUUCUUUCAUAUGCGCGUGUCCACCAGGAAUGACGUUAAAUAAUAAUGAAAAGACGUGUCAUGAAGUCAUUAAUUCGUCUUGCACAUUUGAUGAAUUCAGAUGUUCAGAACACAAUAUCUGCAUAAAAGCAAUACAAGUAUGUGACGGAAAAGUAGAUUGUCCUACUGGCGAAGAUGAAUCGAGGAAUUGCUUUCCUACCAAUUUAUGUAAUAAAAAUCAAUUUGUUUGUAGAAAUGGAGAGUGCGUAAGCCUUACAAGUCAUUGUAAUUCGCGCUACGAUUGCAAGGAUCGUUCGGAUGAAGAAAAUUGUACUAUAGUUACAUGUGGACCAGAUCUUUUCCAGUGUCAUGAGGGUUCGUGCAUAUCAAAAAAUCAAGUCUGCAAUGGAAAUUUUGAUUGUCCUGAUUAUUCCGACGAAUUAAAUUGCGGUUCGUAUGUUUGUUCUAAGACAGAAUUUAAAUGCACAAGGGGUCCAUGUAUUCCCUUUGGUUGGGUUUGCGAUGGUGAAUAUGAUUGCGAGGAUGAGUCAGACGAAGAAAAUUGUUUAGGUAAUUGCAAGGAAGAUUUAUUUCAAUGUUUAAAUCAAAAUUGCAUAGACCAAUCAUUGGUUUGCAACAAAAUCAAUGAUUGUGGUGAUUUCUCUGACGAGUCUGAAAAUUGUUUCUAUGACUUCGAAGAUCAUACGUUUACAAAUGAUGAUUACACGGAUUAUGAUUACGAAGAUAUUGAUGUAUAUGGAAGUUAUCAAAAAUAUCAAAAACCUAAAACCUGCACUAAAACUGAGUUCAAAUGCCAUAAAACUGAGAAAUGUAUUCCUAGAAGUAAAAUAUGUGACGGUAAACGAGAUUGUCUAUAUAACGACGAUGAAAAAAAUUGCCCAAAUUGUCAAGCUAAUGAAUACGCUUGUGAAAAUAACAAUUGUAUAGCGCAAGAGUGGGUAUGCGAUCAAGUUAAUGAUUGUGGUGAUAACUCGGAUGAAAAGUAUUGUGACGGAAAAAGUUUAACAAUAAUUAAUAAAGACUUAGAGAAGAAUUGUAAAGAGUAUCUUUGCAAUGAUGGCAAAUGUAUUCCCUUUUACAAGGUCUGCGAUAACCAUAAUGAUUGUUCGGAUGGCAGCGACGAGUUGAAGCAAUGCAUGCGAGCGUGUACGUUAAAUGAUCCCUGUCAACAAAAGUGUAAUAAGACACCGUUAGGUCCUGUUUGUACUUGCAAUCCUGGAUAUAAAUUAGCUUCCGAUGGAGUGAGUUGCGACGACAUAAACGAAUGCGAGCUAAAUGUAUGUUCUCAAAUUUGUCAUAAUACUCUCGGUGGAUUCAGAUGUUCUUGCGAAAGUGGAUAUGUCUUACAGAAGAACAAACUUUCUUGCAAAGCUUCUUCUGCCUCGCAAAUGCAAAUAAUAAUAGUUGCUGGAUACGAUGUAAGCAAAACUACGUUUAAUUUGAACGACCACGAGGUACUUCAUCAUGAUCCACAUUUUGAAAUUUAUGGUCUCGACUUUAAUGCCAGAGAAAAUGCUGUUUAUUUCAGCAAUGUUAUACUUGGAAUUAUAACAAAAAUCAAUAUCAAGACGAAAGAAAAAAUGAUAAUUAAAGAUAUUGGAAAACCUGGAGUAAUAGCAAACGAUUGGAUAACAAAUAAUAUCUACUUUUUCAAUGACAUCUAUCCAUACAAUAUUAAGGCAUGCAAUUUGGAAGAAGAAAAAUGUGCAGAGGUUCUAACGAUCAAUGGAAAUAGUACAGUGGAAUCGAUCAAAGUUGAUCCCACCAAAGGGUUGUUAUUCUGGAGUCAAACCGAAUGGUUGCUUCAAAUUGAACCAAAAAGUAAAAUAUAUAGAUCAAGUAUGAAUGGUACAAACGUUGAAGCGAUAGUUACUGAAAAUCUUGGGACUAUACAAAAACUAACAAUAGAUCAUAGAAGGUCACGAUUAUAUUGGUGCGACACGCAAUUUAAUAUUAUAGAAUCAGUCAAAUUCGAUGGUUCUGAUCGGCAUAUAUUUUUAAAAACAGAGGUAGAACCUCUGGAUGUUCACGUGCACGAUGAUUAUCUUUAUUGGUUACAUUCCAAUACAGGUAAUAUAAAAAAAUGUAAAUUGAAAAACAAGACCAUUUGUACGACCAUUCUUGCUUCUCGAAUAGUUGCCAAACAUUUUAUUAUUUUUCAUGAGAACAGCCAACCAUUAGUACCGAACAAAUGUCAAGAUCAUAGAUGUGCUUACAUGUGUCUUUUGAAUGAAUACAAUUCCACUUGUUUUUGUCAAUAUGGUCAAACAAUGAGCAAUGAUCUGUUGUGCAAGGAAAAUUCCAAAAUAUAUAGCUUGUCGAAAACGUUGGAUAAACAAAAUAUAACUAAUAAUCAAAAUAAAGGAAUGAUAGUUGGCCUAACCAUUUCUUUGGUCACAGCGAUUACCAUUUUAUCUAUUUAUUAUUAUUAUCAACAAUCAAGAAUAAGUCGUGGGAGGAAGAAUGAAAUGAGUAUUCAUUUUCAAAAUCCUAUCUACAAUGAAAAAAAUGAAAUUCAGAAAUCAUUUAACUAUAUGGAACCUUUACCACCUGGGGAACACGAAUAUAUGAAUCCAAUAAUUAAUAUGUCAAAUAAGUUAGAUAUUAAAAAAAUGAAGACAAAUAAAAUAAUCGAAAUUGAAGACAAUUCAGAAAGUGAAACGGAAAAUAUGCAAUACUCACAAAAUACCAAACUCUUACGUUAAAGUAAGAAUAUAAAUAACGAACAGAGUAUUAAUUGAAAAAGAUUUAAAUUAAUUAUUGUUAUUAUAUAAAACAUAGUCACAAUGGGUUGACUUAUGUAAUGUUACAAUGUUAAUAUUUAUCUGUUGUGUAAAUUUUUCACAGUACUGUUUUUAUUAUAUUAUUUAAAAAAUAAUUGUUCAUAAAUAAAAAGAGAAAUAUUUUU